Messenger RNA from Seriola aureovittata, 2693 nucleotides. It is a transcript of the gene fbxo43, whose product is annotated as F-box protein 43. Gene Ontology annotation, cellular component: nucleus. The record is from RefSeq and is a predicted model, not a curated record. Lineage: Eukaryota; Metazoa; Chordata; Actinopteri; Carangiformes; Carangidae. Gene Ontology annotation, biological process: regulation of mitotic nuclear division; negative regulation of meiotic nuclear division. The coding region runs from base 219 to 2333 and encodes 704 amino acids. Gene Ontology annotation, molecular function: protein binding. The transcript is spliced from 7 exons.
CUGGUCGGUGCCUGUAGACUAACAUAUAGGAAACAGAAAUAACGACAAAGGUUGCGAGCUGAGGCCUAGAAUUGAGCCUGAGGAAACAAUAUUGUGGUUGUAUUAGCCCAAUUUUGUCUAGAAAUGCAGUUGAACACCAUUGCUUCCUUUGUGCACGGUCAUCUCAGCUCUUGGUGAAAUCUGUGUUUGGGGCAAAGCUUGCACACAGGACGAGGAAAAUGCAGUACACUCCUGAAUCCAAUGUCUACCAUGAGAGCUGCAAAGGGCAGAAUUGUUAUGAGGACUGCUGUGACAGUGGAUACUCAGGUUUAUUCCACAGUCCACUGAGCAUCAGUGGAGUUGACUCCUCCAGGUCUUUGUCUCCUGUAGAAUUCAAUGAAACGCCUAAAGAGAACCUCAGACUUUCUGUCACACCUAAAAGAAGGACCAGAGAAUCGGUCAGAUUUUUGGACAAAGAAUCCAGGGGUGUGCAGCAGCCAUCAUCAGUUAGCUGGUGUGAAACUCCUAAAGUAUAUAAAAGAGAUGCCUCACUGCGACACAGACUUUUAAUGUGCAAACACACCACAGAUGUCAAAACUGACAACACAAGAUCACCAUGCACUAGAAGGACUGAAUCCUCCAUUAGUGCGAGUUCUGAACACUGGUUCAGUGCAUCGUUUGACUCUCUAGACACUGUGAUGGGGGCUUUAGCAUCAAGCACUUUAAAACUGGAGCAGUACUUGCCAUUAUCUGGUAGGAAGAGUCGGCUCCUUUUCUCACAGGUGAGGACCUCCACUCUUGAGGAUGGUAAACUUCACUCUGGUCUCCCCUCUAAUUUUGAGAGAAGCGUUUCACUUUCAGAUGCAGAUUUCAGUGGGAGCAUAUCUGCCUCUGAUCAAAUUAAUAUUCAGACUCCGCGCUCUAGAAAAUUCCUGCCUGUCACAUGGAAGGAAAACUCUCUAUCACCUGUCAGUGGUAUGACAAAUGGCCUAAAUGACAGCCUAAGCAUGUUGUGUACACCAUCAUCCACACAUACACCCAAGUGCAUCAGGUCCGUGUGUGAAGACAGUGGUUUCAGUUCCCUGACUGUCGAGAAAUCCGAAGACUCCUCAGUGGACCAUGAUGGCUCAUUCCAGGAGCUGCUGCUCUUUGCCUCCAGAAGAAACUGUGAAACCCCUAAUCUGGUAGAGGCAAAGCGGCGCUCCCGUUUGCAGCGUCAGCACAGGCUUUCUACACUUAAAGAAGGGGGCUCUCAGUCUGAGGAAGACCCAACAGACAGAAAGGAUCAACAUCUUUAUCAGUGCCACAGCCAAUCUAAAGAUGAUGUUUUUACUGAUGGUGCCACCCCUCGCAGUGGUCUCUCUAGUAAAUGUGGUAAUAGCAUGACCUCUGAUGGUUCGGCCUAUGCCAAACAAGACUAUACCACCCCACUAAGAGCCACCAUGGCCAAGCCAGAAAACAUGACGCCAUAUAGCACAGCUCCUGCUAAUCCAGAUGUAACGCCUCUCAGGACAACCCCAGUCAAUCUCUCUCUGACUCCAGCUUUGCAGCUGGUUCAUGCUAUGUGCCAGCAGAAAGCCUCUGUGUUUGCUGGCCAAAGUCCUAGCCUGAAGGAGCAGUUGAAGUCCACAGCAGAACUGGCUGAGACCCCGGUGACGUUCAGGACCACCAUGCCAUUGGCAGGACUGAUUGGCAGGAAGAUGGGCCUGGGGAAAAUGGACAUACUCACAGAGCUGAAGAAGAGGAGCCUCAGACACAUCCUGGCUGUCAUACUCAGCCACCUGACCUCUGAGGGUAUCUACAGGUGUGGUCGUGUGUGCAAAAGCUGGAAUGAAAUUAUCCAACACAACAAGCAAGCUAACUUUAGGAGAAGAAACCACCUGAGUGAAUUGAAGGCUACUCUUGAGCUCGGUGGUGCUGUCCAUGUCCCUGACGCAGAGACUAGACUGACUCUGCUCAAGAGGUCGGCCCUCAAGACGGUUCAGGCCCAGUCCAGGACCUCUAGCUACUGCACCCCGCAGUCAGCAAAUAGCACUUUAAUCCAAUUACAGCACAGUGCUGCACAUUCAGGUGGCAGCAGCAGCAAACGGGAGAAAUUUCUAGAAAUUGCCAAAACGCUCUUCAAUGAUGAGUGCCUCAAGCCUUGCCCUCGAUGUCAGCAUCCUGCAAGGUGUCAUUCGGUGAAAGGGGAAGGUGUGUGCAGCAGAGCUGAUUGUGGUUUCCAGUUUUGCACAUCCUGCUUCUGUGCUUUUCAUGGCUCUAGAGAAUGUGGCAGCCGAUCUGUAGGCCGUCGCAAAAAUGACAUAAUUCUUCCAGGAAGUGCUCAAAGCAAGCGGAACGUGAGGAGGCUAUGAGAACAAAGUGAACUGUUUCCCUGCUUGUGAUGCCAAAGUCAACUUAGCAUUAUUUCUGGAAAAACAAGGCUUGGCAACAAGGAAGAUUAUUUCUAGCUGAUACAUGAGAACAGCGUCUGUACUCAUCAUUUUGUCUCUGUGCAUGUCUAUCUACUGUAUCUCCUCCCCUUUUUUUUCAAUGCAAUUCUUUCUUCUGUGUUUUUAAUUAUGAAUUUGAAGGAAGGAAUUUUGCUGUUGUACUUUUCCAUGCACACUUAAGUGUACACAAUGUUUUUUUUGAAUUCCUCUGAGAGUUCCAACUUUUACCAAUGUGUUUUUCAGAUCAGUUUUAAAUAAAUGUGGUGAUUUUUAUGUUUUUUA